GGCGCAGGCGCAGGCGCAGGCAUCCGAGUCCAGGCAGCACCUCGCCCCGCGGCCCAAUACGGCUUAGCUGAAUCCCGGGGAUGGCAGCCGUAACCUCGAAUUUUGAACACAAAAAGCGCAACCAAUUACGGCGAUGACUCCCACAGUCGAGGGAUGGUCAGCUUGUACACGGUUCACUCGUUUGGUUCGCUAACUCGAACUCCUCCCAGGUACUGCACAGAGCUGCGCUGUACACUCUCGGUUACGACGACCGCCCCGGGGUUGCAGCAUUACUUGCAGGGUGCCUGCUAGAGUUUGUCACCUCGCAUCUUCUCGCUUUACUUCCCCGUCCAGUACUAGCAUGCAGUGGCGGCACUUUACUCCAACCCCGUUGCAACUUGAAGUAUUUCGAUGCGCGGUGUCGAUUGCCUCUUCUGAAAUUGUGACCUACGGGUAUCUGUCUUGGUCGCAGGCCGAUUGUCCGUUCCUAGGGGGACUGCGGUGGCGAUGGCGUUGCAUGGAGCGUCCUUAGCGGCGUCGAUGACUUGCACCAGUACCAUUGCGCUGGGACAAGCCUCCUUUUUCCUUCGACCAGGCAUGCGUCGGUUCACAUGUCACCACCCCCUCCGCUCCAGUAGUUCGGGCGAAGUUUUUGAAACACGAUGCAGGGUUGCUAGUGGCUCCGAUGGUUUCGUCUCACCGACGAUGCAGGCUCCAUAGGCGGUAACAAAUCAAUGGCAAAAUAUGAUCCCUUUAUUUUACAAAUGCAAAUUCAUCUCGAGCGCCGGCGAUGGUCCGGACUUUUGCAAAGUCGUGCAGGACAUUUCUCGUCCAUCGGUCACAUCCAUUUGGUGGCUGAUUCUGCUGUACGAUCAGGCUCAACGUUGAAACCGCCCGAGCACCGGCAGAGGCGCCAGAUUUGCUCCAUCACUAUUAGGUCACGAAAGGAAGAACGGCGGCUAUUGAAAAGACUUUCACGGGGGAUCUAUCAUAUUGGCACUAGACUAGGGUUACGGCAGAUGUCCCACUGUCAUCCGUCUCUUCAUCUUCCCGAGGCUUUCAACCCCUGCACUUGGGCCUUAUUGGCCGUUGCAGUAGGUGGAGCUUACUGGUUAUCGCACCAUCGCAGUGUGGCUACUGCAAACCAUCUCUCACGCUGGGAUUGAAUGCUACUAAAAGGGCUCCAGUUACACGUCUUCAGGUGAGGUUUGAGUCAAUACGGCCGGCAAUGAUUGGCUUGGUUUAACACGCAUUGACCGGGGAAGAGUGGCUGCGAACAGUCUGGACCGCGCUGACGGAAUAGAUUGGCGUGCCGCUAGAGAGGGAUCAGCGCCAGUUGGUCAGGAGUCGAGCAUGGGGAAGAAUGACCGAAGAAGGACAGGAAGCGUUCAUCUCAUGGCUUGAGAUGACAAGCUCCACUGUCGCCAGUCGCUCGAGCUCCUAGCUGGCGACACUACCAUCAGUAUUGAUCACUGGGACCACUGCCGCACGAACACAGGGACAACCCGAGAUCCUCAGAUGGGGCGGACAGCGGCUCACCGAUGCUGCCAGAGCCAAGCUGAAAGAUAGUCGUUCUGCUAGUAGUACCUACAGAUGAGCAGCGGUUGCAUGGUGCACUGGAAAUUUUCAGCCGUUUGUUGAGGCACUUCUGCUAACGCAAGCGGCAACACCCCUG
Exophiala dermatitidis NIH/UT8656 is the source of this 1654-nucleotide messenger RNA. RefSeq lists its product as uncharacterized. The transcript has 2 exons. The coding region runs from base 714 to 1145 and encodes 143 amino acids. The record is from RefSeq and is a predicted model, not a curated record. Lineage: Eukaryota; Fungi; Ascomycota; Eurotiomycetes; Chaetothyriales; Herpotrichiellaceae.